GUGAAGAUGGGUUUGCCAAACUCAACAGCCGAACGCGGCCUUUAAGGCUUUUAGACUACAAAGCUACAUUCAUCCCCCCGCUCUUCUCCGACGAAAAUGGCGGCAACUUCCCGAAGAUCAAGCGCAUCAGUUCUUCGAUCACUCUCACCGUCCGGAAGAUUCUAUGGUCACCGGACUUCAUCUUCCUCCGCCUUUGCAUCCUCUACCUCUACUUUCUCUUCCAGAUCCGCCACUUCCUUCUUCUGCAGAUCAACUUCCCCCUCGCGUGUGAACCUCCAUGGUUCGCCUUCAGUUUCCGUUCCCUCCGUGCGGUUUUCUCUUGACCGUGCGACCUCUCCGAACAGAUCCGUCUCGGUUUCUUCUUCUCGCAGUGGUGGAACUAAUCGUGUUGUGCAGAGACAGAGCAGUACGAAGAGGACGUGUAUGUGUUCUCCUACAACUCACCCUGGCUCGUUCCGGUGUAGUCUUCAUAAAGGUAUAAUUUCGCAACCUCCUGCUCUGUACUCGCCGAGUAGGUUGAAUGCUCGUAGAUCGGCGAUGACGAAUUCUCUUGUUAGAAUUGGAGGCGUUGAAGGUGAUCUCGUGAAACGAGCUUUAGCGGCUUUGAUUCGACCUUCUUCUCAUCAGCAACGUCGUCGAGUUGAUUUUAGGCCAAAACGUAGCCGGCUCUCGAUUAUGUCCAAAGCCGAUGAAACAUUAUUAUAAUCCUCUUUCGGUAUGUUGAAAAUUGAAAUGGCCUAAUCUAUGAAUUUCCGGAGUUGUUCUAAUUCUCCGGCGGCGGUUCGUGACGGUGCUUAUCUUUUUCUCUCCGGAGACCGUUACAGACAUUCAUCACUACAGAACUCUGAAAUCUGCUUUUGUACAAAUUAAUAUUUUAUACAUAUUAGAUUAAUAGAUGUGAAAUUGUUUGUGUUGGCGUUCAGAUGAGACCUAAAAUUAGAGAAAUCUUAUCACAAAUUUAAUGAAAUUCAUAUGAAUUUAAGAGGUGUAUAACCUCAUCAAAUCGGACCACAUUUUAGAAAUAGGUUUGUGAAAUCCUCCAUUAGCAUUCAGUUCUAUCUUCGCCGUCUCGUUUUGAUGAGCAUAAACAGCGUUAAGAGGCCCGUUUGGUUUGUUGCUUUUCCCUUCUGGUGUUUGUUUAUUUAAUUUUAAUACAUUGUUUUUGUGUUUUUUCAGGGAUAUCAUUGGGGAUUCAUUCUCUCACCAGCCAUGGAUGUGGAUCCAUUCAAUCCUGAGUUUUCAAUUCUAUACUUUUAGCUUUUUAGUUUUUAAAUUUUAAUUUUCUUAAAAUCUCUACUUUUAUAUUAAAUGAUUCAAUGAAUAAUUUAUUGAAAAAAAACAAACUAAUUUAUCUUAAUUUUACCAAGCUUUUGAAAAACUUAGAAAAUAUUCGUAUAAAGCUUAAAAAACAAAUGUUUAUAUUUAUUACUGAAAAUAUUAUUAUUUUCAUUGUUUUAUUAUUUAAAAGGUAAUUAAAUUUGAGUGGUUUUUUUUUUAUAUAUAUAUAUAGGAAAAAGACCCAACUCUGUGCUUCUCUCUUUUUCGAUGAGGAAAAAAGGUGCACACAACCCAAGAGGUCCAAAGGAGAUAUGAUAAUAGAAACUUCAAACUGAAGGGUUAACACAAAUAUUCAUCUUCCCCACAAAGUUAAUACCUUACUAAGGAUAUGAUCAUAUCUCUCAUGGGAUAUUAUUCAAAUUGAAAGGACUCAAUCAUACUAAAGAAGGAGGUGGGGGCGUACCUCCUCGUCAACUACAAUCAUCUUUAUUUGUAUUAUUGAUAAGUUUUUGCCUUACAAGUGUGUGGAUAAGGAACAACUCAGAAUGUGGGACUUUAACACAAUGUCACAUCAAAAUACGAACAAUAAUGAAACAUAAAUUAUUAGAAA
Messenger RNA from Cucumis sativus (cucumber), 1888 nucleotides. RefSeq lists its product as uncharacterized. The coding region runs from base 97 to 705 and encodes 202 amino acids. The transcript has a single exon. Lineage: Eukaryota; Viridiplantae; Streptophyta; Magnoliopsida; Cucurbitales; Cucurbitaceae. The record is from RefSeq and is a predicted model, not a curated record.